Bactrocera dorsalis (oriental fruit fly) is the source of this 1361-nucleotide messenger RNA. RefSeq lists its product as uncharacterized. The transcript has 2 exons. The coding region runs from base 102 to 749 and encodes 215 amino acids. The record is from RefSeq and is a predicted model, not a curated record. NCBI's taxonomy places the organism in Eukaryota, Metazoa, Arthropoda, Insecta, Diptera, Tephritidae.
AACGCAGUUGCACAAACUUUGACAAUGUAUCGUAUUCCUAAUGGCAACCCUGCCCGAUAAAUGCGCAGAAAAAAGCAAUCGGCGCAUCACUAACAUUGUUGAUGCAUUUAUUCAAUAAAAUGGCGACCGAAGGAGAGAGCAAUAAAAAGUGGACGCACGAGCGCAAAAGCCUUUUACUCGCAAUAAGGUUGGAUAUGGAGCCAGAUUUCCAAUCAAAAAGAAAAACGCGUGUGGUCUUGUGGCAGGCGGUGUUGCAGAAAAUUAAGGACACCGACUUAGAAUUUUCCUUCUCGCGUGAUGACAUUUCACGGAAAUUCCUCAACCUCAUGGUGACCUACAAGCGCAUCAAAAAGAGGAACAACACCUCAGGCGAAGCUGCGACGGCGUGGGAAUAUUUCGACGAACUAGACAAAGUGUAUGGGUCUCGGAGCGAUAUAACUGUGCCGGAAAGUAACCUCGACUCUUCGAUGAGUUCAAUAUUUAAUUCAUUAACGAACGAAAAUGCAGAGUCAGCAGAUUCCUCGUUCAGUGAGAACAUUGGUGCCGCUCCGCCAAGAAAACGCUCUCGAAAUGUUUUAGACUUUUUGCAAAACGAAUCUACAUUUGAGAAGGAGUUAUUGGAUGACCUGCUAAAAUGCGAGAAAGAAAAAAUUGAAAUAGAAAAACAAAAACUCGAUGAAAUUAAAAAGCUCACGAAGCUCUUCUAUCACUUAAUAAGUAAAUACCCGUACAUAACAUUUUUACCUUAAACCGAUCUCAAUUUUUUAGAGUUCAUAUAUACAUAUUAUAACCAAAUAAAAUAACUGCGUUCAUUUAAUGAAUUAAAAUAAUUUAAUACAUAAACGUAAUUGAAUGAAAAUGAUUUAUUUAAUAAAAAAUUAUUUGUUUAAUAAAAAUUGUUUAUUUAAUAAAAAUAAUUUAUUUAGCUAAGCUGACAACAAAUUAGUCAGCCUUUCUCUUUUUGCUCUUGCUUCGCUUCGUUGGUUUCCAUCAGCUGGAAGCGUGUUGAUCUCGGUGUUAGGCACGUUUUCAAUAAUCACCCCGUCAGGAUUUCCUUCGUGUUCCAAUAUAUAGUUAUGAAGUACGAAACAAGACAUAAUAAUAUUCUUUGCCAAUUUAAUAUCGUGAACUUCUAAAAAAUUUAAUAUUCUGAACUUCUUUUUUAGCACACCAAAUGCUUGUUCCACACACACUCUGGUCGAACUUAAAAUGUUAUUGUAUGUUGUUUGGGCUUCAGAUAGGAACCCAUUGUCUUUGUAAGGUACCAUUAAAUACGUUUCUAAAGGAUACGCUGCAUCACCAAGCAAAUAACAUUCUGGAGGAAAUGAAAUGAGACCAUUUACAAUUGCUCGCAUAUUGCU